Sparassis crispa is the source of this 1551-nucleotide messenger RNA. RefSeq names its product Intermediate cleaving peptidase 55. NCBI's taxonomy places the organism in Eukaryota, Fungi, Basidiomycota, Agaricomycetes, Polyporales, Sparassidaceae. The coding region runs from base 1 to 1551 and encodes 516 amino acids. Gene Ontology annotation, cellular component: mitochondrion. Gene Ontology annotation, molecular function: manganese ion binding; metalloaminopeptidase activity. The transcript has 14 exons. The record is from RefSeq and is a predicted model, not a curated record.
AUGUCUCUCCGCACCGUCGUCCACGCUGCUCGCAGUCUCUCCACCCAACCCUUCAAAAGCCGCGUACGGCGGUGGUGUGCGCGCAGAUAUGCAACCACCGCCCCGUCCUCGUCCAUCCCCGCGCUGAAGCCCUCUGUCUACGGCCAACCGCUCUACCCUUCCCAUCCCCAUCUCAUGAAGCCCGGUGAGAUCACCCCAGGCAUCCCAGCAGAAGAGUACGAGCGCCGGCGAAGAGCACUCAUGGACAGCCUCCCCGACCAGAGCCUCGUCGUAUGCGUCGCCGGCCAGGUCAAAUACAUGAGUGGCAAAAUAUUCUACAAGUUCCGCCAGGCCUCCGACUUCUGGUACCUCACGGGCUUCGCAGAGCCCGCGAGCGCGCUCGUGCUCGAGAAGGCGCCGUCCGUGCCCCGCAGGUACCGCAUGACGCUCUUCAGCGCGGGCACGGACCCCGCCGCGGCGCAGUGGGACGGCGCGCGCAUGUCGCACGCGGACGUCGUCCGCCACCUCGGCGCCGACGACGCGCAGCCCGUCGACGCGCUCCCCGCGGCCCUGCGCGCCCUCGCGCCCCGCUUCGACCGCGUGUACCUCGACCUGCCCCCGUCCGCGUCCUCCAGGCGCGGCCGCCCGUCCUCGCCCAAGUCCCUCUUGAAGUACCUCGCGCCGGACGCGCUCUCCCGCACGGACUAUGACGUGCUCCUGGACGCGUUCAGCAGCUCGAAGCGCAAGCCGCUCGCGCCCGAGGUCGGGCGCCUCCGCUCGAUCAAGAGCGAGGCGGAGCAGCGCGUCAUGCGCGCCGCCGCGGAUAUCAGUGCGCGCGCGCACGCGAAGACGAUGCGCUUCGCGCAGCCGGACAUGUCGGAGCACGUCAUCGCAGCGCAUUUUGAGUACCUCUGUGCCCGCGAGGGCUCGUUGCGGCCCGCAUACGUCCCAGUCGUCGCCUCGGGAGCCAACGCGCUCACCAUCCACUACACGGCGAAUGACCAGCUCGUGCGCGACGGCGAGCUCAUCCUGAUGGAUGCCGCGUGCGAAUACAACGGCUACGCCUCCGACAUCACGCGCACCUUCCCCGCCUCGGGCACGUUCACGCCCCCGCAGGCGGCGCUCUACGGCGCGGUGCUCGCCGCGCAGAAGGCGCUCGUCGCGCUCUGCAGCGCCGCCGCGGGGCACUCGCUCGCGCAGCUGCACCGCGCAUCGUGCGACCUCCUCCGCGCGGAGCUCGCCCGCGCCGGCCUACCGUGUCCCGCCUCUGGCGCGCUCGCGGAGCUCUACCCGCACUACGUCGGGCACCCCGUCGGCAUCGAUUUGCACGAGUCGAGCCAUUUUGAGCGGAACGAGCCGAUAAAAGCGGGGAUGGUCAUCACCAUCGAGCCAGGAAUUUACGUCCCGCCCUCGCCGGCGUACCCGACGCACUUCCACAACAUCGGCAUCCGGAUAGAGGACGAGGUGCUCGUGGGCGAAGAGCACCCGAUCGUGUUGAGCGUCAACGCGCCGAAGGAGAUCGUCGACGUCGAGGGAGCGUGCCAAGGUCAGCUCGGACUCGAGCCGCUCUAA